AUGGUGUCUAUUCGUACAGAAGAUGUCAGCUACAGAAAGAGAUGUUAUGUCCAAGCUCUUCGGCAUGCAGGUUGGACAUUUCAGCGGAUUGCUAAUGAUCAAGGCCUAGCAGUCUCGACAGUGUAUGGAAUUUGCAACUCACCUGCUACGCCACAGAGAGAAGGAAGAUGCGGCCGUGAUGUAAUAAUUGAUACACCUACCCGUCGUAUGUUGGUUUUUGAAGCCAUCUCUACUGCUGAAUCUAGGAGGAAACCUUUGUCAGAUAUUGCCCAAGAGAUUGGUAUUCAGGUAUCUGCCAAAACUCUCCGUGAAGCUUUUGCAAAAGAAGGCUAUCAUCAACGUGUGGCACGAAAGAAGCUCUUUCUCAACCAGACUCAAAGAAACGGACGUCCCAAAUUUGCUCUGGAACAUCGUAACUGGACUGCAGAAGAUUGGAAAAAGGUAGUAUGGACGGAUGAGUGCUAUCUAUGGCUGGGAAGUUCCCUUAGGAGGCUAUAUGUUACAAGAACAGGAGAGGAGGAGUGGAUCGAUGAUUGCAUUUCACCUAAAUUUGCAAAGCAAGAUUCAAUUAUGAUAUGGGGGACUAUUCUAGGAGAGGGUGCUGCAACUCUUUUGACUCGAGGAGAGUCAAAGAAAUGGACGGACUCUCUGGUUGAUGGAGGACGGUGCACCAGCCCACAGAGCAAGAUCAAUUCAAGUAAAAAUCAAUUUGGAAUGCCGUUUCUUAAUUGGCCUGCCUCAUCUCCUGAUCUCAAUCCAAUUCAGAAUAUCUGGAGUAUUUUCAAAAUGCGUCUGCAUGAUAGAAGACCGAGACCUAGAGGAAGAGCAGAGAUUAGAGAGGCAAUACUUGAGGAAUGGGAUCUUAUUACUGAGGAGGACAUCAUCAGGUGUAUCAACAAUAUGCCAGAGCGGAUAGAGGCAGUUCUUGCUGCCAAUGGGGGUCAUACCAGGUGGUAA
Morchella sextelata is the source of this 957-nucleotide messenger RNA. RefSeq lists its product as uncharacterized. Gene Ontology annotation, molecular function: DNA binding. The transcript is spliced from 3 exons. The record is from RefSeq and is a predicted model, not a curated record. Gene Ontology annotation, biological process: DNA integration; DNA transposition. The coding region runs from base 1 to 957 and encodes 318 amino acids. Lineage: Eukaryota; Fungi; Ascomycota; Pezizomycetes; Pezizales; Morchellaceae.